This is a messenger RNA of Iphiclides podalirius (scarce swallowtail), 594 nucleotides long. NCBI's taxonomy places the organism in Eukaryota, Metazoa, Arthropoda, Insecta, Lepidoptera, Papilionidae. The record is from the annotation of a GenBank genome assembly.
AUGCAGCGAUGUGGUAUCACCAUAUUCGAGAGUAGACUUUAUGUACCGCAACUCAAUUCAACUAGAGCUUUUUGGGAAUAUGUGAAUAUGAUGUUUAAUAAACCUGACCUCGAUCGGCUAAAGAAAGUCGGUCCGGAUCGAGCGUGUGCCGAAUGGGUGCUAAGAAAUGGUGGUAAAGUAACAUGGGCAGAUGGAAAGAAACUUUCAGACUAUAAUUUACUUCCACCAGAGGAACAAAAAGGACCUAAGUUGAUUGAAAUUGACGGAACUGAUUCUUCUAUUUCACACCAUGGUUUCCCGCACUUAAGUGGAUGCACAAUGUUAAAAAAGAUUGUGCUACACAAUAACAGCUAUAUUGAUGAUAGAGCUCUUAAAGGACUGGCAUAUGGCAAAGAUGUUUUAACUUUUGUUCAGGUAUCAAAAUGUGUUAAUGUCAAAGACAUUGGUCUAAAAGAGCUGGUUGCUUUAAAAAAUCUUCAAACUCUUAUAUUGUAUGAUUUAACAAGUGUACAAAACAUUGAAGACUGUAAACAUUUUAUAAAGUCUGGCCUACCUGCAUGUAAAAUAUUAGGUGAUGCAGAUGAUAUUAUAAGU